Symbiodinium necroappetens is the source of this 852-nucleotide messenger RNA. Lineage: Eukaryota; Dinophyceae; Suessiales; Symbiodiniaceae. The record is from the annotation of a GenBank genome assembly.
AUGUCCUUGGGAACCCCGGCAAGUUGCGCUGGAAGCCCUGUGGACGAAAUCUGUGCGAGGUGUGGCCGUUCCUUGGAAAGUGCAUCCCUUUUGUUGGUGUGCGAACAUCACCUUUGCUUGCAAUGCGCUGCAGAGUCCUUGGAGAAGCGUGGGACACACGUCGUGCAGUGCAAGGCAUGCAACGCCGUCACGGAGGUCGACGCGGCCGCGGCGUCGUACCUGGAGAGCCUCUGCUCGCUCUCGCCGUCGUCGACUCGCCUGGCAAGUGGAUUUGCAAGCCCUGCUGUUCAGACAUCGCGCGAUCUCUCUGACGACACGUCCCCAAUGGUGCUGCCUCCUCCCAUCCUGCAGCCGGCCAGACGCAAAGAGCCACGCUGGAGCAACAGAGCUGUAGAUGCUCCUGGCACAGAGAGGCUUGGCAUGACGAAGCUUGGCGCUGCAGUGCGCAGCCAGCCGAGUGUCUCUCCGAACUCUCCGAGCUCCGUCAUUGAGAGCAUGGAGAAGGUGCCGCAAGGAGACGCCCGCUGCGGACAGUGCGAGGCUGACGGCCCGGCGGAGAUUUACUGCGAUCAGUGCCAGGAAACCUUCUGCAAAGGAUGCUCGGAUGCUACUCAUCGGCAGGGCAGAAUGACCAAGCACUGUUUGCAGACGGUUACUUCAGAGCUCUGCAAACCAGGUGCACGAGCACCGCCGAUGGCUGCCCCGUCACUGAGCCGACGCUUCCAUGCUUGUCCUGAGCAUCCGGAGGAGCCGGUGAACUAUUUUUGCUUGGACUGCGAGUCUAGCUGUGUGUGUGUGCUGAAUGUUGCCUUCAUGGAAAGCAUCGUGGGCACUCUGUCCAAUGUGUCCUGA